GCUUAGGUGUAGGUGCCACCGCUAUAGGCGACGAAUAGAGGGCAUUUAAGUUGCAGUGUAGUUGUACUGGUUAACGGCAAACUUGAAUUGGGUGUUAUGAUGGGUCGUAAAGUGGUUGUAGCAACUUGUGCGCUGAACCAGUGGGCUUUAGACUUUGAAGGAAAUUUGCAGAGAAUUUUAAAAAGUAUUGAAAUAGCAAAAUCCAAGGGAGCACGGUAUAGGCUUGGACCAGAACUUGAAAUUUGUGGUUACGGCUGUUCGGAUCACUUCUACGAGUCGGAUACCAUUCUUCACUCUUUUCAAGUCCUUGCAACACUUCUGACAUCGCCUAUUACUGAAGAUAUAAUAUGUGAUGUUGGUAUGCCAGUAAUGCAUAGAAAUGUCCGUUACAAUUGCAGAGUUAUUUUUCUUAAUAAGAAAAUCCUUUUGAUUCGGCCGAAGAUGAUAUUGGCCAAUUCGGGGAAUUACAGAGAACUUCGCUGGUUUACACCAUGGAGUAAACCACGGCUGGUGGAAGAGUACUUUCUACCCAGAAUGAUACAGAACUUGACAGGGCAAGAUACAGUACUGUUUGGAGAUGCAGUAAUUGCAACAAAGGAUACAUGUAUUGGCAGUGAAAUAUGUGAAGAGCUUUGGGUACCAAACAGUCCUCAUAUUGGCAUGGGUUUAGAUGGAGUAGAGAUAAUUACCAAUUCCUCAGGAAGUCAUCAUGUCCUGAGAAAAGCUCAUAUCCGAGUAGAUUUAGUCAAGUCAGCUACAGCUAAGAAUGGAGGAAUCUAUGUACUUGCAAAUCAAAAAGGCUGUGAUGGCGAUCGUUUGUAUUACGACGGUUGUGCCAUGAUUGCAAUAAAUGGAAAUAUUGUGGUCCAGGGAUCUCAGUUCUCUGCAGAUGAUGUGGAAGUGAUAGCAGCAACUCUGGAUUUAGAAGAUGUCCGAAGCUACAGAUCAGCAAUUAUAUCUCGGAACUUACUGGCAAGUGAAGCACCAUCCUAUAAACGAGUGAAGGUGAACUUUUCCUUAUCUGUAGUGGCGGAUAUCCAUGUACCAACCUCUGAACCUAUAGAGUGGCAGUACCAUACCCCAGAGGAAGAAAUCAGUCUGGGUCCAGCUUACUGGUUGUGGGACUAUCUAAGACGUAGUGGCCAGUCUGGCUUUCUCCUGCCUCUGAGUGGAGGAAUUGACAGCUCUGCCACAGCUUGCAUUGUUUAUUCCAUGUGCCAUCAGGUGUGCCUUUCUGCAGCGAAUGGCAAUGCACAGGUGCUGGAAGACCUCCAAAAGAUAGUAUGUGAUAAUAGUUAUAUACCUAAAGACCCUCGAGAGCUAUGUGGGAAAAUAUUUACCACUUGCUAUAUGGCUAGUGAAAACUCUUCACAGGACACCCAGCAGAGGGCCAGGAUGCUUGCUGAACAAAUUGGCAGCUAUCAUAUCAACCUAAACAUUGAUGGAGCUGUUAAGGCCAUGAUGGGAAUUUUCACCAUGGUGACUGGUAAAUCUCCUCAGUUUCGAAUGCAUGGAGGAAGUAGCAGGGAGAAUUUGGCACUGCAAAAUGUGCAAGCUAGAAUAAGAAUGGUCCUUGCCUACCUCUUUGCACAGCUGAGUUUCUGGGCUCGAGGAAAACCAGGAGGACUUCUUGUGUUGGGGUCUGCAAAUGUUGAUGAAAGUCUUAGAGGUUACCUGACCAAGUAUGAUUGCUCUAGUGCUGAUAUCAAUCCAAUUGGUGGAAUAAGUAAGACAGAUUUACGAAGCUUCAUUCAGUAUUGUAUUGAACAUUUUAAUUUGACUGCUCUAAGAGGCAUAAUGUCUGCACCACCUACAGCAGAGUUGGAGCCACUGUCAAAUGGAUUUGUAUCCCAGACUGAUGAGGUAGAUAUGGGAAUGACGUAUGCUGAACUGUCUAUGUACGGUAAACUGAGAAAAUUUGAAACAUGUGGACCAUACAGUAUGUUUUAUAAACUUCUUAACAUGUGGAGAGGGAUCUGUAACCCACAAGAAGUGGCAAAUAAGGUGAAGCACUUUUUUAGAAUGUAUUCCAUUAACAGGCACAAAAUGACUAUACUAACUCCAGCAUAUCAUGCUGAAAAUUAUAGUCCUGAUGAUAACAGAUUUGAUCUGCGACCAUUCCUGUACAACUCUUCAUGGCCUUGGCAGUUCCGGUGUAUCGACGCUGAGGUAUCCAAGAUUGAAAAUAAUGAAUUGAAUCCAGCCUAUGAAGAGUUAGACUGACUGAUAAGCCCAGCAUAGCGAAUAAAACUGUAAUCAAUUUCCGCAAUGUAAUACCAUAUGGCAAUUGGUUGAAUUCUUCCUGACUCUUCUAGUAAACCUACUCAAGAAGAGAUGCUUAUAUAUAGAAGUCAGUCCUAAUUAUGAAUGGCACCUUGCUUGAUGUCAUACACUUCUGUUAGAUGGAGCUAUGUGGCAAGCAUUUGUUUUUAACUUUAUGGAUCAUCUGUCAUCAUCCCUCCUCUUCCUUGCGCUGUUGUGGGUAUUCAUUGCUGAAACAAUAUUAGUCUUUAUAAAAUAUGUAUAAUUUUUGACUAAUGUAGAGCUUAACUGGGAUGUGGGAAUGACUUAAUGUAGUUCAGAUUUCCUUUAAUGUUUUCAAUCGUUUUAUUGCACUGGCACAUUAAAGAUUUAUAAAUUAUUUUAUAAAGAUGCACAGUUAAAUGCCUAGGAUUCAGGGUGUCACAUUCCCUGCAGCACAUCUGUCAUGUUUCCGCCAUGCAAAAUGUCUGCCUUGAAUAACUUAGCACAGGAUAACUUGUUUGUUACUGGAUUGCUUCUUGUAGGAGUACUGGACAAAAGAGCAAAUCUUUGCAAAACAUUUGUUGAUAGAUUUCUUUUCUGUUUAUGUUGUAGUGUAACUGAGGAAUAGCCCGUAAUGAGAUUGGAGUUUUCCAAGAAUUUGACUUUCUGAAUGUAUUGGGACAUAACUUGGGACUAAAAGUUGUUUCUACCUGUCCAAAUAUUUACUAAAAUGUUAAGUUCUGUGCUGUGCUGUGCAUUUCAUGUUUUUGUGUUAUUUGUAACACUUUUGCCUUGGAAAUUUUUAAAAAAUUCUAGUACUGAUACAGAAAUAAAAAGAGAUGAUUGUUUAAAUGACUAGCCCCUAGUAUGUGCAGUACUGAAUUCCAAAUGACUCUUUCCAUAUCCUGCUCAAUACCAUCCUCAAGCUACUGUGAGGGUGUGCAUGACGCACUUGCUUAUAUUAUUUAUAAUUAAUACACUGAUGUGUAGACACUAUUAUUGCUGAAAUUAAUUUAAAACUAGUGAAUAAGGGCAAGUUAAAGACAUGAAGAGAAACUACCAUCAUAACUAAAUUAGCAGGAGGGACAUUUAUUAUCAUCUGUCUUGUAUACAAUAGACACAUUCCCAUAUUAAUGCUAUUUAACAAAGGGAGAUCAGUGUAAAAUACUAGAUUAAUCUUGAAAUGUUUUCAGUUCUUACUGUAAAACAUUUGCAUUUCCUGUGUUUUUAAGAUGGGAAUGUGCUGUUCUGUACAGGAUGUGUUCUGUUACUAUCUUAGCUCUUCCAAUAGGAAUGGUAACCCCUCCUUAACUCCACAACAGACAAUGUUAUAAAAUUAAUUAUAUAUAUUAUAUAAAAUUAAAAAAAGGUAAUUGGUAUGUGAGGGUUGUCACAUGCUGUAACACCAGUAGUAGAUAACCAUGAAUUGUGGAACACUCGUAACAAUGCAAAAUUAAUAAAGUAACGAAAGAAAAAAAUGGCAGCUCUAAUUACUGGCAGAUUUGUGAUAGUAUUUCUUUGUGCAGAUGAUUCUCCAGGUUGUGAAAGAGGUUGUAACUUCCCUCUGGCCUGUCUACACUGCAACAUCAUUUAUUUAAUGAUAUGAAUAUGGAACUUGACAGUAGAUGUGUAGGGUGGGUGGGAGGGCAUGAUCCACACACACACACACACACACACACACACACACACACACACACACGGAGUAAGAACAGCAGUGCAAAAGUAGUGUGUUACCAUUCAUAUUAAUGGAGAAAAAUGGUGCAUAAAAUAUACUGGUGCUUAGACUCCAUAUUUUCUCAUAAAAGGCAAGUAAUUUAACUUCAGUAUUGUAUACGUGUUACUGUUUGUGCUUAUGGUUGUAAGGAGCUUCAGCUCCAGACUCAAAACUGACAAGUAGAUUUCAUCGACCCUGUUAGUCAUCGGGUCUUAGCCCUUUGUUGUGCAGACAUCAGGGGGCACUCCGGUAAACAUUUUCCCAAAAAGGGACCUAGUUUGAUUGCAAAUUCUGUAUUGUUAAAAACAAAGCUCAGGACUGCUAUCUGCAGUUAUUUUCUGUUAGUUAUGUAACUUCCAUGCAGUCUCUAGCUGCUCAUAACAUUUUUAACGUAUUCCUUCCAGUACAGCUCUUUUGAGUGCGUACCUUUAACUCCCAAUGGGUGUGGCUUGAGCCUUUAAAAAUGAAGACAUCACCUUAGAGUUCUAACAAAUACUCACUGACAGAGGUUAAAUAUCAAUACAGUUGUUUGCCAUCAUGUAUGCUUCAAAGUCUGUAUGUAACAUGGUUUUGGAAUUAUUAAUGCAGAUAUGAACAAGCAAUUUUUUAACGCCUAGAGGCGAAGUAGGAGUUAACUGCAGAAAUGCCUGGAGGUGCACUCAGUUGUGAAAAAUGUCCUGUGACUUGUAUUAAGUUGAUCAUAAAAUCUAUUAGUAUAACUGUUCAGGCUGUGAAUGUAGGACAGCCGGAUGUGGAAAAAAUAAUACAUUUCUUUGUAUUUAUGUAUUGGUUAAAUCUGUGUAAUUGCAGUGUGGAACUUUCUAUUUAUAUACAGACAUGUAUCUGUGUAUGUAUAAUAAACAUGGUUAAAAACCUAUGAACUAUACAAGUAAUUAAAUACGAUUGGUAACAUUGAUCUGUUUGUUUUUCUGCAAAUAAAUACCCUGCACUAAUUUAAUCAGUA
Molecule: messenger RNA, 4922 nt
Organism: Protopterus annectens (West African lungfish)
Lineage: Eukaryota; Metazoa; Chordata; Ceratodontiformes; Protopteridae
Gene: NADSYN1
Product: NAD synthetase 1
Exons: 1
Coding region: 97-2223 (708 amino acids)
Biological process (GO): NAD+ biosynthetic process
Cellular component (GO): cytoplasm
Molecular function (GO): NAD+ synthase (glutamine-hydrolyzing) activity; glutaminase activity; ATP binding
Source: RefSeq, a predicted model, not a curated record